Messenger RNA from Closterium sp. NIES-65, 1608 nucleotides. The record is from the annotation of a GenBank genome assembly. Lineage: Eukaryota; Viridiplantae; Streptophyta; Zygnematophyceae; Desmidiales; Closteriaceae.
AUGCAGCCAUUCAACAGUAGUUCACCAGCAAUCCACCAGCCGUCCACCAUAAUAGCAGCCUCGUUAGACGAUAAGAGGCCUUCCGGCUUCUGUCUCCGUCUGCCUGCCUCCCUCGGCGUUGCCAAGUGCUCGUGCAAAGACCCGUGCUACGGUGUCAAGUGCCCCCACGUGUCCAAGUGCGCCUUGCAGGGCGGUGCAGUGGUGUGCAAAUGUCCCGCUCCCUUCAAGCGUCUGAUCAACAACCGGUGCUCCUCUGAUGAUUAUCCCAACUCCGACUACCUCGACCCACACAAUGCUGCCAGGGCUGCUGUUGGUGCCGUUCCCCUCGAGUGGGACGACGCAGUGGCUGAGAGGGCCCAAGCGUGGGCCGACACUCUCCGCGACGACUAUAACUGCGGGCUGGAGCACGGCGGCAUGGGGGAGGGCGAGGGGCAGAACCUCUCAGGGGCGGGUCCGGCUGGGUGGGCGUCAAACAGCGAUGCAGUGCAGUGGUGGGUGGGCGAGGGCAAGUGGUACAAGCGCCCGCCUGCUGUCUUCCCUGCUGGCUGCAUUGGUGGUGACUGGGGCAGAUGCGGCCACUACACACAGGUGAUAUGGAACAACUCGCGCCAGGUGGGGUGUGGCAAGGCGUCGUGUGGCGAGGACGGUGACGUGUGGGCGUGCAACUAUUACCCUGCUGGCAACUUUGUCGGCGAGAUUCCCUAUGUUCAAGACCCGUGCUUCCGAGCCCUCUGCCCUUCCACGUCCACCUGUGCUGCUGUCAACGGCAAGCCGGUCUGCCUGUGUCCGCGAGGGCAAGUGCUGGUCAACGGCAGCAAGUGCCAAGCAGACCCAUGCAAAGGCGCGGCUCCCUGUCCCGGGGACUUUGUGUGUGAUGGAACAUCGGGUGCGGCCAAGUGUGUGUGCCCCAAGGGAACCGUGCAGAUUGCACCCAAUACGUGCCAGGCGCCUUCGUGCAAGGGAGUGAAGUGCCCGGCCUCUGCUCGCUGCAGGGCGGACAGCAACGGCAUUCCUUUCUGUGCCUGCCCUGCCUCCCAAUCCCUGGUCAACGGAGCCUGCACGAAAGCCGGUCCCCGCACAGUCACCACCAGCAUCGUUCUCUUCAGCCGCCCGUCCUUCGCUGGCACUCCCAUUGUCCUCCGAGGCCCCACUCCCGACACCGACGACGCCACUGGCUGCGUCAACAUCCCUUCUCCCAUGGCCGGGACUGUGGGCUCCCUCAAGAUUCUCUGGGAUGCGCCUGAUGGGGCUAAGGGGACGAGGGUGGCUUGUGGUUUGAUGUGGUUUUGGAGUGAUGCGGAUUGCUACGGGGAUGCGUCGGGGUGGGACCGGCCGGACAACAAUGUUACCAUUGCCAAGGCCACGGAUGAUGGAGCUGCUGUGGUGCGGGCUAUUAGCUGCGGUACCAGCCUGUCAGACUCUGAUUGGCUGACGAAUUCGUCCUUUUCCGCGAAGCUUCUCCCGGCUGCAGAGGUCGCUCGGCGCGCAGCAGUGGAAGCAGCAGCUCGGCGCGCAGCGGAAGGGCGGAGAGAAUGGUUUGAUGGGGACGAGGGGAAUGAGGGAAGUGAAGGGGAAGGUGAAGAGGAGGAAGAGGGCGAGGAGGGAUAA